AUUACUGACUUCAACAGGUACAUAUGUUGAAGAAUAUCACAAGUCGAUUAUAACUUUGGUUUGUUGAAAUAAUGGUUCUAUUUCAAAGGUGUGCGCUGAAAAACCUUAUCCUGCCGAGUCCUUACUGUCGGGGUUGGGGAGUUCUACCAGCGAGUAAAAGUUAUAUCCCUGAGUUCGCAUUUUUUCUCCUCCUUGGACAUCGAUGCACUGGAUACAGUACCAUAUCAGGGAUCCCUGGUGUGAGAGAACGUACUCUUAUUGCAGUGAAACCAGAUGGGGUCCAGCGCCGCCUUGUGGGACAGAUAAUGCAACGCUUUGAGCAGAGAGGCUUCAAACUGGUGGGCAUGAAGAUGCUGCAGGCAUCAGAGGAGCUGCUCUCUCAGCACUACCAGGAGUUAAGGAGGAAGCCCUUUUACCCCAGUCUCCAGUACUACAUGACCUCUGGUCCCAUAGUUGUUAUGGUGUGGGAGGGUCAUAAUGUGGUCCGGACAUCCCGGAUCAUGGUAGGAGACACCAACCCAUCUGAGGCCCAAGCAGGCACUGUCCGGGGGGAUUUCAGCAUUCACAUCAGCAGAAAUGUGGUCCAUGCCAGUGAUUCAGUAGAGGGGGCUCAGAGGGAGAUCCAGCUGUGGUUUCAUCGAAAGGAACUGAUGGAUUGGGACUGCUAUGACCACAAUAGCACCUACCAGCUUUGAGAAAGAGAUGAAAGGCAGAGAUUGAAAGAGAGCGUGAACAAGUUCCUGUUUUCUGGUUUUGACCAUUCUGCCUGCCCAGACCCGGAGCCUGCCCGCCGUCCUGUACCUUGUCCCACCACACUGGAUUACUGACCUUUGCCUGCCCCUGUUAUAGUAAUAAACUUUUGUUACUUCGA
Molecule: messenger RNA, 871 nt
Organism: Oncorhynchus nerka (sockeye salmon)
Lineage: Eukaryota; Metazoa; Chordata; Actinopteri; Salmoniformes; Salmonidae
Gene: nme4
Product: NME/NM23 nucleoside diphosphate kinase 4
Exons: 6
Coding region: 72-695 (207 amino acids)
Biological process (GO): CTP biosynthetic process; UTP biosynthetic process; GTP biosynthetic process
Molecular function (GO): nucleoside diphosphate kinase activity
Source: RefSeq, a predicted model, not a curated record